Messenger RNA from Salvelinus sp. IW2-2015, 2045 nucleotides. RefSeq names its product isopenicillin N synthase family oxygenase. Gene Ontology annotation, molecular function: 2-oxoglutarate-dependent dioxygenase activity. Lineage: Eukaryota; Metazoa; Chordata; Actinopteri; Salmoniformes; Salmonidae. The record is from RefSeq and is a predicted model, not a curated record.
AACAGAUUCGUCAUAAGGAAAACACCCCAGCGACACACGGUCUGGGUGCAAUCUGCUAUGCAUAAUUGCAAACCUCGGGACAUAUUCAACUCACUGUUUCAUUGUUUAGCCAGAUCAUUGUCCCAACUCCCAACAUGAAGAUACCAGUUGUUGAUUUUGGAGCAUACAAGUUAGGGGAAAACGAUGUUUCGGGGGAACAGUUAGAGAUCCUGAGCAGGCAGUUGAAAACGGCCUUUACUGGAGUGGGAUUUGUUUAUCUGAAGAAUACUGGGAUAGUGCAACUAGAAGUGGACGAGGUUAUGACAAUAUCCAAGAAAUUCUUUCUGCAACCAGACGAAAUGAAACUGCCUUUCAGCAGGAAAAGUUUCUCUAAUAGUCCUAACCAUGGCUGGGUGUCUUCAGAGACUGAGAGUUUAAAUCCCAAGAGACCAGGAGACCUAAAGGAAGCCUUCAACACUGCGUCCUUUCAUCCAGACAUAGUAAACAACAAAUGGCCAUCGUGGGAAGGAGUGAAUGGAUUCUGUGAGAUCCAGUCAUCGUUCUUCCUGCGCUGUAAGGACCUGUGUCUCCGGGUGCUUCGUGUGAUGGCCGACAGUCUGGGCCUGGAGGCUGAGGUCUUCCUGAGUGCACACAGACACAUAGGGAGUGAUGAGAACGGCACUACCCUGAGGUCGCUGUAUUACCCCCCGGUGAGGAGUGACAGGGUGAAGGAGGGCCAGCUGCGCUGUGGAGAACACUCUGACUACGGCAGCAUCACCCUGGUCUUCCAGAGCCAAGAGGGUGGCCUGCAGGUGCGUACCAGGUCAGGGGAGUUCAUCUCUGCUCCCAGCAUCCCUGGGACAGUACUGAUCAACAUAGCUGACCUGAUGCAGAGGUGGACCAGUGAUGUUUUCCUCUCAGCGGUCCAUAGGGUUUUGCUGCCCCCUGCUGGAGACUUGAGCACACGGCAGUCCCUGGCUUUCUUUGUGCAGCCAGACGAUGAAGCCCUCAUCACCUGUUUUGACGGAUCCAACAAAUAUCCCCCUGUGAAGUCAGGAGCCUAUCUCAGUGAACGCUUUAAUGACUCUUAUGGGAGGAAGUGAGCUUUAUCUAUCCAGCAUUAAUUAUUUUGUGUUAUGCAAUUAUGUCAGUGAAACAGAAUGUCAGUAAAGAGAGAAUAAAUAAGUAUAACCAUUACUUUCCUCUUUCACAUCCCUCUAUCAUCACGCCAUCCCAAUAAUCUCUCCUUCCUCCUGAUGUUUAACAUUCCUUCACUACUCCUCACAAAUGUAAAAGCAUUGGAUUGGUGUUGACAUGGGGUAGAGGGAGUUUACAUAUACCAGUCAUUUCCUUUAAAUCCAUGAAGGGAAGUGGGAGAGCGAGAGAGAGAAUCAGAUAAAGUUGUGGAGAUAAAGGAAUAUGUGAGCAGAAACCCUCCAGGUACAGAUACUGUAUGUAGAACCAUAGUAAAGCCCUGUAUGGACUGUCAAUACAGGUACUGUAUGUAGAACCAUAGUAAAGACCAGUAUGGACUAUCAAUACAGGUACUCUAUGUAGAACCAUAGUAAAGUCCAGUAUGGAUUAUCAAUACAGAUACUGUAUGUAGAACCAUAGUAAAGCCCAGUAUGGACUAACAAUACAACGUGACCAUUUAGAAUGAGGCCCAGUUCAAUGAGAGGAAGUCUUAACAGAACUGGGGGAUGACAGACAUGAAGUGGGUGAGUGGAGAUCUAAUAUUUCUUUGUGCCAAACACUAAAGCAUGAUAUUGUAAUAAGUCUACACCCUAUUCCAUAUGUAGAACACUACUUUAGACCUGGUCAGAAGCACCGUAGUGCACUACGUAGGGAAUAGGGAACCAUUUGGAACAGAGGCAGUAAUUCCCCUGAACAUCUUUCUCUUCAUCAUCUGGUUUCUUUAACAGCCUUUCACUCCUCCCCUCUUCCUCCCCUCCUCCCUUUUCAUUCUAUUCUAUCAGCCACACCACUAGCUCACCUCCACACAAUCCAUUUACAAGUUAAAGACACACCUUGGAAUAAAUAACAAAGGAAAACUAUUACUAGAUGAA